Ambispora leptoticha is the source of this 423-nucleotide messenger RNA. NCBI's taxonomy places the organism in Eukaryota, Fungi, Glomeromycota, Glomeromycetes, Archaeosporales, Ambisporaceae. The record is from the annotation of a GenBank genome assembly.
AUGUUAAAAUUCCAAACCUUCGUUUUAGUUACUGCUGCCAUGUUCUUAGUUCUUUUUUGGACUGCUUCAGCCCAAAAAGUCCCAUGUUACGUAUCUAAUCCCGGAGGUAAAAUUAACGUUUUUACACCAAGCGCAGGAACUUAUUCUAAAACUUCACAUCAAGUUGUUGCCUGGAGUACUAACGGUCCACUUAACAACAGUCAAACUGUUAAGGUCUGUAUUGGCAAUAAAGGAGAUUUUGGAUGCGACGAUCCUUGUUUUAAACUCAUCGCCGAAAGCGUCCCAUUCAGAUAUGGCAUUUCUCCUCCUUUCCCAGCCAAUUUCGAAGGAAAUGGGCUCUUCGGUUAUUUCGGUUUUGUGCAAAGUAACGAUGAUCCAAAAAUUUGGGGUGCUGGGCCGCUGUUCAAAGUUGCGGCGUCGUAA